Hydatigera taeniaeformis is the source of this 1155-nucleotide messenger RNA. Lineage: Eukaryota; Metazoa; Platyhelminthes; Cestoda; Cyclophyllidea; Taeniidae. The record is from the annotation of a GenBank genome assembly.
UUUUUAGGUCUAUGUGAUUGUUAUUCUACGCCUCCUUUUGGCACACAAAUUUUAUUUUUUUUUCUACUUUAUCUAUCACAAACAGGCGAGGCUGCUGGUUUGGGUAUGGGUCUAGUGAUGCUGGGCACAGGAUCUACUACAGCAGUGAAUGAUCUCCUCAGCUACACGUUGGAUACCUCUCAUGAGAAAAUCAUGCGUGGUAUUGCUCUGGGCAUCGCACUCAUCAUGUACGGUAAACGCGAGGAGUCCGACGCUCUGAUCGGAAAUCUUAUUCAGGAAACUGAUCCCAUUCUCCGGUGGUGUGGGAUGGCCACCAUCGCCAUGGCCUAUUGUGGAACCAAUAAUAACUCGGCGAUCGAGAAACUCCUCCAUGCCGCUGUCAGCGACACAAAUGACGAUGUUCGUAGAUGGGCUCUCACCGCUCUUGGUUUUGUUAUGUUCAAAGAUGCAGACAAAGUUCCGUCCCUAGUAUCGCUCCUUGCUGAAUCCUAUCAUCCACAUCUUCGCUAUGGUGCCGCCAUGGCUCUCGGUAUCGCUUGUGCCGGAACUGCUAAUAAGGAGGCAAUAUCUUUGCUGGAACAACUUCUUGAUGGCACUGUUCAUUUCGUUCGUCAAGGGGCACUAAUCGCUAUGGCGAUGGUUCUCAUGCAGCAGAAUGCUAUUUCCUGCCCCAAGUCUUCAGAGUUUCGAGAACGCUGCCUGAAGAUAAUCUCCGACCGACACGAGGACCUACUGGCCAAAUUCGGUGCAAUUUUGGCCUGUGGAAUUCUCGACGCUGGUGGUUGUAAUAUGACAAUCUCGCUGCAGACUCGCACAGGGAAUACCAACAUGGUUGCUGCUGUGGGUCUGCUUGUUUUCCAGAAUUUUUGGUUUUGGUAUCCCUUGACCAACUUCAUUAGUUUGGCCUUUUCGCCUACUGCGAUCAUCGCGUUGAAUAAGGACCUCCAAAUGCCACAGAUGCAAUUCAAGUCGAAUGCUAAACCAUCAAUGUUUGCCUACCCACCACCUCUGCGUAAGCCGGUUGAAAAAGAAAAGAAGAAAGAAAAGGUAGAGACGGCUAUUCUCAGCAUUACCGCAAAGCAUAAGAAGAAAGAGAUGGAGAAGAAGAAACCACCUGCUACUGAUACUCAGGGUGUCGAGAAGAUGGAUGUGUAA